Molecule: messenger RNA, 1014 nt
Organism: Emiliania huxleyi CCMP1516
Lineage: Eukaryota; Haptophyta; Isochrysidales; Noelaerhabdaceae
Exons: 1
Coding region: 1-1014 (337 amino acids)
Molecular function (GO): D-cysteine desulfhydrase activity
Source: RefSeq, a predicted model, not a curated record
AUGCUGGCGGUCGGAGUCUGCCACGGGACGGCGCAUCAGCUCGCGGCCUCUCCCAUCGAAGCAUUCUCGCUGCGCGGCACCCAGCUGCUGGUCAAGCGCGACGACAGGCUUGCGCUGGGCUCGGGGGUGUCGGGCAACAAGGCUCGGAAGCUGCUUGCACUCGAGGCCAUGUCGCCCGGCCCGAGCCUGAUUGGCUCGUUCGGUGGGCACCAGUCGAACGCGAUGGCGGCGCUUGCGGCGGUGGCGGACGCGCACGGUGCCCGCUUCCUCUACUUUACCAAGCCGCUCCCUCGGUGGCUGGCUGCCGCCCCGAGCGGCAACCUCGAGCGGGCGCUCUCCCUCGGGAUGGAGCUGGUCGAGCUGGCAGACGCGGAGUACGCGUCUCUCUUUGGCGCGGGCGGCGGAGUGCUGCCUGCGGUCGCGCCUCGGCCGCCGGCCGCCCUCCUCCCCCCGGAGGCGCUCUGGCUGCCGCAAGGCGGCGCUGCGGCGCUGGCCGAGCCCGGCGUCGCGACCCUGGCGCGCGAGGUGCGCGAGUGGUGGCAGCCGAGGAGCGGGCGGCUCGACCUCGUCGUCCCGGCGGGCACCGGCACGACGGCCCUCUUCCUCGCGCGCCACCUCUCGCAGACCAGCGCCGUCACCGUGUGGGCGGUGCCGUGCGUCGGCGACGGAGACUACAUCGAGGCGCAGAUGCUCGCGCUCGACCGCUGCACGGGCGGCGCCGUAGGAACUAACAGAAAGGCACUGCCCCGCACGCUCGCGAUGCCGGGCGGCGCGGCGCACCACUUCGGCGCCCUCGACGGGGAGGAGCUGGCGAUGUGGCAGGAGGCGGCCCGCGCCGGCCUCGACGUCGACCUGCUGUACGCGCCGCACGCCCUGCGAGUGCUCUUCGACACGCUCCUCUCGCACGAGCGCGCGGGCGAGGGCGACGCGACCACCCUGUACCUCCACACUGGUGGGCUGGAAGGGGUGGAGUCGCAGCUGCGGCGGUAUCGAAGAGCGGGGUGGGAGGUGUGA